AGCAUUUAGUGCCUGGCACACACAUAACCAGCUGGACUAUCUACCUACCUUCAGCUAGCUGCCUGUCUCGUAAGGUUUAGUUGUCACACCGAGCGUCUUAUUUUCUACAACAUUUAGAUGGCGCUUCAAUUUUAAACAUCAGCUAAUUUAGCCGCUACAGCUGAGAGUCGGCUCUUGGACCAGUCUGCGGUUCCUGGUGGAAGUCUCUCCCGAGCCUCUUUGUGCUCACUAGUCUGAGUAAACCUGCUCUUCUUUAGGGUUUGACAUGGAUCAAGAAUCGAAACAAAGCACGGACCGAGCCAGCCUUGUUUCCGAGGACGGGAAGAACAGCAAGUCUGUGCUGUGUCAGCGCUGCGGGUCCAAGGUGCUCUGCCCCGGCACGGCUGUGUUAGCGGAGAAGGAGCUGUUCCUGCCGUCCAUGCGGAAAAAGAGCGGCCUCAGCAGCACAGAGGGCUCGGUGGACGGUGACACUCUGACUGCCCACUGGUUCGUGGACGACAUGUACACUUUUGAGAACGUAGGCUUCACUAAUGAUGUGGGGAGGAUCAAAUACCUCAUCUGUGCAGAUUGCGAGAUUGGACCAAUCGGCUGGCACUGUUUGGAUGACAAGAAAAGUUUCUACAUCGCUUUGGAGAGGGUGAAUCACGCAUAGUAUGAGUGCAUAUGUGAGUCAGUGCACAAUAACUUGAAAAAUAACGUGUCGGCAGGCUGAGCAUCGGUUCAUGGAUUUACUCCAGGAGGUGACCCCGACUUCACCUCACGUGCUUACAGAUACUGGUGUGUACAUCAUUAAUGGUGACAGGACUGGGUCAUUUUCAUUCUCAUCUUUCACACUGACAAAUUCCACCAUUGUGUUCUAAUAAAAAUGUAUUUAGGAAGCUGAAGUUGAAUGCAGUCUGUCUCUUAGAAGAAAUUUUGUGCGU
Molecule: messenger RNA, 923 nt
Organism: Archocentrus centrarchus (flier cichlid)
Lineage: Eukaryota; Metazoa; Chordata; Actinopteri; Cichliformes; Cichlidae
Product: guanine nucleotide exchange factor MSS4-like
Exons: 3
Coding region: 266-652 (128 amino acids)
Biological process (GO): small GTPase-mediated signal transduction; post-Golgi vesicle-mediated transport
Cellular component (GO): cytosol; membrane
Molecular function (GO): zinc ion binding; guanyl-nucleotide exchange factor activity
Source: RefSeq, a predicted model, not a curated record